Prorocentrum cordatum is the source of this 399-nucleotide messenger RNA. Lineage: Eukaryota; Dinophyceae; Prorocentrales; Prorocentraceae. The record is from the annotation of a GenBank genome assembly.
AUGCGCCGUGGACAGAGGAACCAACAUGCGACGUGUUGGCAGUCCUCCCUGCAGAAACACAUGCUUGGUAUCGCAACGAGUCUGCUGCAUCCUGGGGUGGCAACGCACUUUUCGAAGAUGGAAAGUACCACCUCUUUGUCGCGGAGAUGGUCAAUCAUUGUGGGUUGGAAAGCUGGGGGACGAAUAGUGCGAUCGUCAGGGCUGAGGCGGCAUCUCCAGCAGGGCCAUUCGUGCACCGUGAGGUUGUCCUCGCACCGGAGGCUCACAAUCCCACUGUGCGGCGGAUUCCCAGAGGCAAAGGAUUUGUUAUCUUCUUCACCGGUGCAGGUGGAUCCCAAAACAUACCCGCGUGCGGAAGUGCAAGUGGACCUGGCAUCGACAGGGCAUCAGCAAAAUUAG